Octopus sinensis (East Asian common octopus) is the source of this 786-nucleotide messenger RNA. RefSeq lists its product as uncharacterized. Bases 1 to 786 code for a protein of 261 amino acids. The transcript has 3 exons. Lineage: Eukaryota; Metazoa; Mollusca; Cephalopoda; Octopoda; Octopodidae. Gene Ontology annotation, molecular function: catalytic activity. The record is from RefSeq and is a predicted model, not a curated record.
AUGGGAGGUAGACUACAACCUGUCAAGGAGGAUGGUGAGUUAGAUUAUGAAAAUUUGAUAGGAUUUGCCAGUGACAAUGCUAGUGUAAUGAUAGGACAGAAGGAAGGUGUGCAGGCAUUACUGAUGUAUCUUGAUGGCAUCAAUGACAGUGAUGCCCUCAAUCUUAACAGACGGGUAUCACCUGAUGGAGAAGAGUCAGCUCCCAACCAACCAACACCAAACAAACACCUCAUCAGCUGUAAAAAUCAUUCGAUACUCAGCACCUUCAAUGCCCGCCCCCUUGGUUCUCUUGGUUGUCUAGAAGAACUUGGUGCAAAUGCAGAAUCACAUGGCAUUGAUAUAAUAGCUGUCCAAGAACACCGAUUUUACCACCCUGACGACAUCCUCAAAUACCAUCAAGUCGGUUCUUAUCAACUUGUAACCUCCUCUGCAUCAAAGAAUACUGUUAAUUCAACAGUUGGAGGUAUUGGAUUUCUACUUUCAUCAAAAGCUAGUGAUACUCUCUUGAGUAUAGAGUCAAUCUCACCUAGAAUUAUGGUGCUCGAGAUAGAUGGAAAUCCGAAAACAACAUUGGUAUGUGUGUAUAGCCCACAUAAUUCGUCUGUGGCAGACGAGAUUGAGAAUUUUUAUAUAACCCUUCGUUCAACCAUUGAGCAAGUACCUCUCCAUAAUUUUCUAGUUAUAACUGGUGAUCUGAACGCUAGACUAGGAUCCGAUGAGACCAAGUUUACAUUCAACUCUAAAACUAAUCGGAAUGGAGAAAUGCUCAAAGACUUCUUAGAGUAA